AUGUCACCCGGAGCAGUUGGGCCAGCCUCGGGCACAUCAUUCAAGAAAGAGUCAACGGUGGCACGUUUAUUAGGUUCUGGUUCUGCCGGUAUUGCCGAAUUGGCCGUCUUCCAUCCUGUCGAUACUAUCGCAAAACGAUUGAUGAGCAACCAGGGAAAGAUUAUCAACGCAACACAAUUGAACACUGUUAUCUUUAAGGACAAGGCCGCCGCACCUGUAGGAAAGAAGUUCUUUUCGCUAUUUCCUGGACUAGGAUAUGCAGCUGGAUAUAAGGUUCUUCAACGAAUCUACAAGUAUGGCGGUCAGCCAUUCGUGCGAGACUAUCUUGCCAAAAACCACGGUACGACCUUCACAAACACAUUUGGAGACAAGACUGGCAAAGCUAUGAUGAGUUCAUUUGCUGGAAGCAUAAUUGGUAUUGGAGAGAUCGUCCUUCUUCCAUUGGAUGUGCUCAAGAUCAAGCGUCAAACAAAUCCCGAGGCAUUCCGUGGUCGAGGCGUAGUUGCGAUUGUUAGAGAUGAGGGCUUUGGGUUAUACAGAGGUUGGCAAUGGACUGCGGCCAGAAACGCCCCAGGAUCAUUCGCCCUCUUCGGUGGUUCCGCGUUCACCAAAGGUUAUCUCUAUGGAUUGUCAGAUUAUAAUAAGGCAUCCUGGUUCCAAAACUUUGUUGCCUCCAUCGCUGGAGCAUCUGCUUCGUUGCUAGUCUCUGCACCCCUUGAUGUUAUCAAGACCCGAAUUCAGAACAGAAAUUUCGAGAACCCCGAGAGCGGUUUCAAAAUCGUUAGCAGCAUGAUGAAGAACGAAGGUCCAUCGAGUUUCUUUAAGGGCUUGGUACCAAAGCUUUUGAUGACUGGUCCAAAACUGGUCUUCUCAUUCUGGCUCGCACAAACUUUGAUUCCAGCUUUCGAUUCUGCUCUGUCCAAGUAA
This is a messenger RNA of Glarea lozoyensis ATCC 20868, 927 nucleotides long. RefSeq names its product Mitochondrial carrier. The coding region runs from base 1 to 927 and encodes 308 amino acids. Lineage: Eukaryota; Fungi; Ascomycota; Leotiomycetes; Helotiales; Helotiaceae. The transcript is spliced from 8 exons. The record is from RefSeq and is a predicted model, not a curated record. Gene Ontology annotation, molecular function: guanine nucleotide transmembrane transporter activity. Gene Ontology annotation, cellular component: mitochondrion.